Messenger RNA from Hepatospora eriocheir, 1740 nucleotides. Lineage: Eukaryota; Fungi; Microsporidia; Hepatosporidae. The record is from the annotation of a GenBank genome assembly.
AUGAGUCAAAUCGACCUCAGUAUGGGCUACCAUAACAUGAGGAUAAGAGAUAGUGAUUGUCAAUUUACUGCUUUCGUAUUGCCUUGGGGUCAAUACGAAUAUACAAGAGUUCCGUUUGGAAUCAAAACGGCACCUAGAGUAUUUCAGAGAGUAAUGGCUAAUAUACUUCAUGAUUUACCUUAUGUCAAGGUGUUUUUGGAUGACAUUCUUGUGCACUCUGCAACAAGAGAGGAACAUAUCAAUCAUCUUAGACAGAUAUUAGUAAUAUUACGCGAUCAUAAUGUCAGUGUAAACUUCGAAAAAUCCAGCUUUGGUGUAUCAGAAGUUUCAUACCUCGGAUGUAUUAUUAACAACGAAGGAGUGAGACCUGAUGUAACUAGAAUAGAUAAUAUUACUUUAAAAUUACCUCCAAGAAAUAAAAGAAUGUGUAAGAGUAUCAUUGGGUUCAUUGAAUGGUUCCGACCAUAUAUAAGAAACCUGAACGAAAGAAUAAUACCACUUAACAAGAAAAUUUGUAAAGAAACGAAGUUCUAUUGGGAUGAAAAUGAUACUAAAUUAGUUAAUGACAUAAUAAAAGAUAUCAAAACUCAAGUGCUUCUAUACAGACCAGACAUGAAUAAACCAUUUAUCAUUGAAGCUGAUGCUUCAGAUUAUGCAAUUGGCAGAAUUCUAAAGCAGGAGAACAAGGAAAUUGGUUAUUUCAGUAAACAUUUGAGUAAAUCAGAGUGCAACUACACAGUAAUGGAAAAAGAGAUGUUAGCCAUCCUAAGGACUGUGCAAAAGUUUAGAAAGAUUAUCUAUGGAAGUAAAAUAAUCAUAAAGACUGAUCAUGCUAACCUUACAUUUCAAAGAAAUGAUCUUUCUAACAGAGUGAAUAAAUGGAGAAUUUUACUGUCGGAGUAUGACUAUACAUUAGUAUACAAUAAAGGAACUGAUAAUAUAGUUGCUGAUGGGCUCUCUAGAUUAUUCCUAAUUCAAGAAACCUUUGUUGAAAUAUUACUUCUCACUGUAAUUUCAUCUGAACAGUCUAAUGAAGGGUUAAAAAAUCAAAAUGGUUUUAAACAAAUUAAGCUUAAAUUAGACAUAAUGAUUUAUGUGACAGAAGAUGACAAAAUUUUUAUUCCAAAGAGUUUAGAAAUUGAAUUUAUUAAUAAAGUCCACUCGUUAUUAGGACAUCUAGGACCUGGAUCAUGUGUUAAAACAGUUAAUAGGUUCUACUAUUUUAAAGGUAUGGAUAAGAAAUUUAUCGAAACACUGCAAAAUUGUGACUUUUGUCAAAAAUUUAAACAUAAGAGUCCAAAAUAUGGUAAGGUAUCUAUAAUAAAGACACCUGAGAUGCCAUUUCAGAUUGUCUCAUCAGAUAUUUAUGGGCCAAUAGAAAUUGCAAGAUUUCCAACCUCAAAAGUAAAAGGUGGAAAGGUAUACAUUUUAACAUUUACUGACUUACAUUCACGUUUUUCAAUAGCUUUCUUAAUAAGAAAUAUUGAUAGUGAAACAGUGAAGUAUUAUAUUGAUAAAUGGAUACAAAUGUAUGGUAAACCUGAGAGAAUAAUCACUGAUUGUGGGACGCAGUAUAAGAGUAAAGUUGUGUCUGAAUAUCUAACUUCUAAUAAUGUGAAACAUUCAUUAACUACUCCAUAUAAUCCUGAAGCUAACGGUACUUCAGAGAGGAUUAAUCAAGUGCUUAAAAGAAUGCUUAGUUGUAACAUUGGCAUCUCAAUAUUAAAGGUAAUUCAGUAA